AUGUCAAACCCUACUCUGCCAGAAAAUCAGGACCUCGAUGAGGAGGCCUAUAACUCCGCCGAGGAUGAAGAUUUCGAGCUAGACGAGGCACCGGACGACUCCGACUUAUCUUCCGAUGCGGAGGCCGCAGAACCCGCAAAGAAGAAGCGAAAGACGGUCACCCAAUCUCAGCCCCUGGAGGAUGCAGAACUUGACUCUGGAGAUGAGGCUACUAUCAGAAAAGCGAGGGAGAAGAAAGAGAAGGCCAAGGGAAAGAAGACCAAGGGCAAACGCGCGCGCGAUAGCGAUGAGGACGAUGGCGACAUUGACAUGGAUGACGAUGAAGGAGGAACAGGUGGAUUCGUGCGAACACGCGCAAUGAAACAGCAAAUACAAGAAGAACAGCGCAAACCGCUGGCCAGGAUCGACGGCGCGACCGUGGACGUGAACGCCCUGUGGGAGCAGAUGAAUGCGCCCCAAGGAAAAUCCAGCUUGCAGCCACCCCAGACCCAGCAGAUACCCGAAUCUGCCCCCGAACAUGAACCAACGAAAGCACCGGACCAGGGUACCAGAGACGCGGGACACAAAAUAGACCAUGCCGCGCACACUGACCAGAUGAUCAAGAUCAAGCGCACCUACAAGUUUGCCGGGGAAUGGAUCACAGAGGAAAAAGUUGUGCCCAAACACUCGGCGGAGGCUAAAGCGUUUUUGUCGAGUGGCGAGAAUGUCGAAUACGCCGAUGAGGAUGCCGCAGCCGCAAACACCGCUCGUAACCUUCGGCGACCGCUCCGCAAGAUCUCGCGAUUCGACCCUAACCCGACCGGCACGAUUAAGAAGAGCUGGGAAAAGCAACUCGUUGCCGACAAAGACGCGCGCGGACCCAAAAUCAACACCGUGGAGAAGUCACGACUCGACUGGGCUUCGUACGUCGACUCGGCGGGUAUCAAAGACGAGCUGCGCACGCAUAGCAAAGCCAAGGAGGGUUAUAUCGGCCGCAUGGAUUUCUUGGGUCGUAUGGAAGACAAGAGGGAAAACGAACGGCGGGCUGCACGGCUCAAGGGCAUAUGA
Molecule: messenger RNA, 1047 nt
Organism: Penicillium crustosum
Lineage: Eukaryota; Fungi; Ascomycota; Eurotiomycetes; Eurotiales; Aspergillaceae
Gene: swc5
Product: putative Swr1p complex component (Swc5)
Exons: 2
Coding region: 1-1047 (348 amino acids)
Source: RefSeq, a predicted model, not a curated record